AAACUUUCCUUUUUCAAUUUCCACACUGUAAAUCUAUAAUACCCUAAUUAAAAUUUUCAGGAGAAAAUAAAAAAUAAUCAAAAAAUUGCAAUGGGUGAGAAAGAGGGAGAGAAGAAGGCAGCGGAGGGCGGAGAGAAAAAGGCCGCUGACGGCGGAGGAAACAAAAACCAGGAAACCGUCACCGUCGUGUUGAAGCUGGACUUGCAUUGCGAGGGUUGUGCUAAAAAAGUCAGACGGUCCGUUAGCCAUUUCGAAGGUGUUGAGAAAGUGAAAGCAGACUGUGACGCAAACAAGCUGACUGUGACCGGCACUGUGGACCCCGCCUGGCUGCGGGAGAGAGUUGAAUACAAGACCAAGAAGAAAGUCGAUCUCAUCUCCCCUCAGCCCAAAAAGGACGCCGGCGCCGCCGCCCCCGCCGCCGCAGGUGGCGGUGAUAAAAAGGCCGAUGACAGUAAACCCGAGAAGAAAGAUGAGAAGAAGGCAGAAGAGAAGAAACCCAAAGAGCCGGCGGUUAGCACGGUGGUGAUGAAAAUCAGGCUGCACUGUGACGGAUGCGCACAUAAGAUAAAGCGGACUAUAUUCAAGAAUAUUCAUGGGGUUAAUUCGGUAACAAGUGAUCUAGAAAAGGAUUUAGUCACGGCGACCGGUACAAUGGAUGUGAAGGAACUCACAGCUUACUUGAAAGAAAAGCUUAAACGAAGCGUCGAAAUCGUUCCUCCGAAGAAAGACGGUGGUGGUGGUGACAAAAAGGAAAAAGAAAGCGGCGGUGGUGGUGGUGGAGAGAAAAAAGAGGGCGGCGGCGAAAAGAAAGAAGUGGAAUCAAAACCAAAAGCGGUGGCAGCUGGUGGUGGUGGUGGAGAAGGAAGCAAGGGCGGAGAUGGUGCGGCGAAGGUAGAAGUGAACAAGUUGGAGCACCAUAGUUUCAACCCACAGACACAUUAUGCAAUGCCAAUGUACAACCAGAGUUAUGCCAAUCAAGACUAUGGUGUGCAAAUGUUUAAUCACCCUCCUCCUAAUCAUGGUUACCUUCCUAAUCAAGGUUAUGGUCAUAAUACGGGCUACGUGGCACAGUACUCACAAGGACCUCCUCCGCCGCCACCUACGUACAUGAACAUCAACGACCAAAUGUUCAGCGACGAAAACCCGAACGGAUGCUAUGUGAUGUGAGCAUGACGUCGUCAAGUGGGAGAGUUUUGAAAAUUUUCGAAAUGUGUAUACAAUUUUUAAAAAAAGAGUUUUACACUUAUAUAAUAAAUAAUUAAAAAAAUAUAGAAAUAUAGAAUAUAAUACUUCGAAAUACAAUUGACAAGAUAUAUAUGAGAAUAUAGUAGAAAUGUUCAAACCUGCUUGGCCGGUGUUUGUUAGUUUGUUUUAUUGUUUGACUUGUAGUUUGUCCCGGUUGUUUUAUUUGUUAGUUAAUUAUUAAUAAAAUAUUCAAUUUUGCUUCGCUAAUUGUGUUUGCU
This is a messenger RNA of Erythranthe guttata (spotted monkey flower), 1463 nucleotides long. RefSeq lists its product as uncharacterized. Gene Ontology annotation, molecular function: metal ion binding. NCBI's taxonomy places the organism in Eukaryota, Viridiplantae, Streptophyta, Magnoliopsida, Lamiales, Phrymaceae. The record is from RefSeq and is a predicted model, not a curated record.